Doryrhamphus excisus (bluestripe pipefish) is the source of this 2887-nucleotide messenger RNA. Its product is annotated as leucine-rich repeat-containing protein 24-like. The record is from RefSeq and is a predicted model, not a curated record. Gene Ontology annotation, molecular function: protein binding. Lineage: Eukaryota; Metazoa; Chordata; Actinopteri; Syngnathiformes; Syngnathidae.
GAACAGCGUGAGGAAGUUGUCGCUGAACAGCAGAGGGGGAAGAAGGCGUGAAAAAUCACCUGCAUGUUCUACAUAGAUUCAGACUGAGUGGUUAAACAAGGCGCGUCAGAUCAACGUAGGAGGACAGUAGCCUUUCCUGCCAGCCGCCAUCUGACGCUCCAUCCAUCCAUUCUUCAUCCUCCUCCAUCUUCCUCCGACAUCAUCCAUCCUCCGCUCCGACUACGCCACGGGCCCGCGGGGCUGUGCGCAGCGUGGGCAACAUCCAGCGAUGCUUCAUCCUCCGCAUCCACAAUAAACGUCGGCUGUUGAAAAUGAGCAGAGGUUCCAGCGGGCUCGGCAUGGGAGGACGGCGCCUCAUCAUCCCUCAUCAGCGUCCUCCAUCAUCAUCAUCAUCAGCCUCAUCUGCUGUUGCCAUGGCACCGCCCCUCCUGCCCGUGCUACUCUUCUGGCUCCUCCCCCAGGCCGCCGCUGCCUACGCCUCUUGCCCGGCGAGCUGCCGCUGCUACAGCCUGACGGUGGAGUGCGGCUCCACGGGCCUGCAGAGCGUCCCCAAACACGUGCCCCCGCCCACACAGACAGUCUUCCUGCAGGAUAAUGUGAUCAGUCAGAUCCGCCGUCAGGACCUGGCUCUGCUCAGACACCUGCACUACCUCUACCUGCAGAACAACACCAUCUCUGCUGUGGAGCCCGGCUCUUUCCAGAACCAGGCUAAGCUGUUGGAGCUGGCCCUAAAUGGAAACAGAAUCCACUUGGUAACGGCUGACAUGUUCCAGGGACUGGAACACCUGCGCAUUCUUUACCUGGCAGGAAAUGACAUCACACGGCUGCUAGACUACACUUUCCGUGGCUUGCAGCGCCUGCAGGAGCUCCACUUGCAGCACAACAGCAUUGAGGUUCUGGCUGACCAGGCGCUGGUCGGUCUGACCUCGCUGGCUCUGUUGGACCUGAGCAGGAACCAUCUUCACACCAUUGGUCCGGCUACACUGCGACCGCUGGUUAGUCUGCAGGUGCUCCGGAUCACAGACAACCCAUGGCGCUGCGACUGUGCCCUCCACUGGUUGAGGAGCUGGAUUGACGAAGAGGGCCAGCGGUUGCUCAGUUCGGCCGAGCGGCGUAUGGCGUGCUCCGAACCGCCUCGUCUGUCCCACCUGAGCCUGGUGGAAGUUCCACUGAACAGCCUCGUCUGCAUCCCUCCGCUGGUGCAGCUGGAGCCCAGGAGGCUGGCUGUGCGUCUGGGUGAGAGCCUACGGGUGUCUUGUCAUGCCUCCGGCUAUCCACGACCUCAGGUCACAUGGAGGAAGGCCUCACAGGGCAAGGUGGCGCCAUCUCCCAGAGGACUGGUGCAGGAGCUGGGAGGUGGAGCCAGAGGUGGAGGAAGAGUCGAGGAGCCUUCAGAGGCAGCUCGCGUGAGUCUGCAGAAAAAUGAUGGCGAGCACUUUGACCCCGACACGGGCAGCGGUAUGCUGUUCCUCAGCAACGUCACUGUGGCGCACGCCGGCUUCUACGAGUGCGAGGCAUGGAAUGCCGGGGGUGUGGCCCGGGUCACGUUCCAACUGGCCAUCAACUCCUCCUCGUCUUCCUCCAUCUGGGCCACCUGGUCGCAGGUGACCCCUCCCCACUCGCCAGCCUGGCCCCGCCUGAGGAGCCCCGGCCCCGCUUCGGGUUCUGAUGUGAGCCAAGAGCCACUCUACGCUCUGGGCAGCAUGGCCUUUGGCGCUCUGGGCGCCGCCACACAGACGGCCAUCGCAGCGGGCAUCUCGCUGCUGGCUCUGACUGCUCUGCUGCUUGUGGCCAUGAUCUACAGCCGUCAUCAGCAAGGAGACAAGGACGCGGAUGGGGCUGAUCAGGAGGAGAGCAUCCUGUACGUCAACGACUACUCAGACGGCCCGACCACGUUCGCCCAGCUUGAAGAAUACCGCGACGAGCGAGGCCACGAGAUGUACGUCCUGAAUCGGGCCAAGCCUGUGCUACCACCGGCCCCACCCACCGCCGUCUCCACCACCAGCCUGGGCUGCCCCGCUCCCUCCGACACCAGCAGCCACACGGCCUCCUCGGGGGCGGGCCAACCAGCGAGCCCCGCCCUCAAUAAGCAAGUGCAAGUGGACGGGGACAUUCGGACCAUGAGGAGAAUGGCGGGGGAAGGUGGGGAGGCGGAGCCAGUGGUGACCUCGGAGGGAGAGGGGAUGUUUGUGAACCACACAGGCUUGUUUGUGGACUCGCAGAUCGCCUACGAGAUCCACUGCUGAGGUUAUAGCACACCUGGUGGUCACAAUGAGAACUGCAAUUGACUAGCCGAAAUCUGACCCCUUGACACUGUGACCUUACAUGCCAAAAUGAUGCCCACGUUUAUCAUAACCCCUGACCACGAUGAUGUUCUUGUAUAGAAGUUAUUGUUUCUCUGGCCUCUCGUCCUUUCGCUUUCUUCAUGAGUGGAUUCCCUUUUUGUAGUGCACGUCCCUCCAGUGUCUUGACUAUACUUUUAAAGUGAAGAGGACUAUGUAAAGAUAGUGGCAUUCAACGUCACACGCCUCUCUCUGACCAUGACGCACGUGCGUGUUCAACUACUUGACCAAAAGAGUACAGCUAACAAUGCCGCCAGAAGAGAAGAGACAUUUUAAAGUCGCUAGCAUGUAGCAGCCCUCAUGUGCUUCACGUCUUGUUGAUACCUGGAUGGUUUUUUUUUGUCAUUCUUAAGUGGGGUGGGGGCGGUUUUAAAGGGGUUUGUCUGUCUUCAAUGAUGCCAACAUUUCUUACUCUAAAACACGAGCAUUCUACAAGAGCCAGCAGUGAAAGUUUGUUUGUGAGGUUACCAAUAAACAAACGACAGAAGACCCUUUGCUUUUUGACUCCAUUUCACACUCAAAACCACAAGUCCUAACAUAUACAG